Schistocerca americana (American grasshopper) is the source of this 825-nucleotide messenger RNA. Its product is annotated as putative gustatory receptor 2a. The transcript has 2 exons. NCBI's taxonomy places the organism in Eukaryota, Metazoa, Arthropoda, Insecta, Orthoptera, Acrididae. Gene Ontology annotation, cellular component: membrane. The record is from RefSeq and is a predicted model, not a curated record. Gene Ontology annotation, biological process: sensory perception of taste. Bases 1 to 825 code for a protein of 274 amino acids.
AUGAAUGGAAACUGUUCCCGUGGGACAAUCUGUCCUCUCCUACUUGUGAGUCAGAUAUUUGGCCUGGGUCCUGUGGCUGUUGUUGAAGAAUCAAGUCUAGCAGAAAGUUUCAAAAACCGUCUCCAAAAUAUUGCUGGGGUGGCUGCUACUUCCUUCUGGCUCGCUACCAUCGUUGCGGCUGGUAUAUGCAUCUGGCAAGUGCAGUUCUUCUGCAUCGUACUGGCAGUAUGGGACCGCCUGGGUAGCGUGAACUUGCAGCUGCUGAGGAGUGUGCGCCCUCCAGUGGACAGCGAGGUGGACCUGGAGGCCGUGCUGACGCGCGCUGGACUAGCGGGGGCGCCGGUGGCGCUGGAGCCUCAGCUGCGGCGGCUGCAGCGCGCCAGGCUGGCCCUGCACCGCAGUGCCCUCCUCUGCGGACAGCACUUCGGGGCCCCGCUGCUCCUGAACGUCGUUUGCAACUUUCUAGUAAUAGUAAACUUGUCCUACUCUGUUACAGUGAAAUUACGUGAAGACCAACCUGACAUGGCAAUGAGAUGCGUUGGACUGUUGAAGCCCUCUUUGUGGAUGUUCUAUUCUCUGGCUCGUAUGUUAAUCAUCUGCUGGGCAUGCUCUAGCGCGUCAGAACGAGCCGAGAGGUCAGAGCUGCUGAUGUCCAAAGUUCAGGUUCUGCUGCGGUCAGGAAAACCAUUGGAAGUACUCCAAGUUUCUAUGGAUAAACUGAAAUUCCAUGCAUUCGGCUUUUUUGACGUGAACACUUCAUUUUUCCUCUCGUUUCUUGGAGCUGCGUCUGCCUAUUUUGUGAUAGUCAUCGAACUUCCCAAAUGA